Messenger RNA from Acinonyx jubatus (cheetah), 4005 nucleotides. It is a transcript of the gene GINS1, whose product is annotated as GINS complex subunit 1. Gene Ontology annotation, cellular component: GINS complex. The coding region runs from base 477 to 1016 and encodes 179 amino acids. The record is from RefSeq and is a predicted model, not a curated record. The transcript has 6 exons. Gene Ontology annotation, biological process: DNA strand elongation involved in mitotic DNA replication; DNA replication. NCBI's taxonomy places the organism in Eukaryota, Metazoa, Chordata, Mammalia, Carnivora, Felidae.
GCUGCGUCAGAACAUUAAUGCACAAGUUUCUGAGUUUUUUCUCAACCUCAAAGUGCAACCCCUUUUGAACCUAAACAAAAAUGAAUCAAAUGGAAAAAGGAAGAACAAAGAUGUGCACAUCUCGCGAGUGGCGCUUGGGAACUCGAAAGUCUCUGCUCAGCCUACAGGCUGGAACCCAGGGCCACUACGCUCCCCCAGCUGCGGGGGUUUCCCUAGAGAAGGAGGCACCGCUUCCCCAUCUGUUGUGCGGCUGCGCAGUAGAGGCAACUGUCCCUUCACAGCCGCCAUAAGCCGCGAGGCCCAGGAUCGUGUUAUUAUUGGCUGGGUGUGUUUGGCGCCAAAGCGGAGGCGGAGGCGAGUAUCUGCGGCUGUGGGACUGCGAACCAUAGUACCUUAGAGAGGGGGCCGUGAACCCAGCGACUGUUUGGCGUGAGAGCGGUCGGUUUAGGAAGCUGCAGGGCCGGGGCGCGUCCGACAUGUUCUGCGAAAAGGCCAUGGAGCUGGUCCGCGAGCUGCACCGCGCGCCAGAAGGGCAGCUGCCAGCCUUCAAUGAGGAUGGACUCAGGCAAGUUCUGGAAGAGAUGAAAGCUUUGUAUGAACAAAACCAGUCUGAUGUGAAUGAAGUGAAAUCAGGUGGACAAAGUGAUUUGAUACCAACCAUCAAAUUUCGACACUGUUCCUUGUUAAGAAAUCGACGCUGUACUGUAGCAUACCUGUAUGAUCGACUGCUUCGGAUCAGAGCACUCAGGUGGGAGUAUGGCAGCAUCUUGCCAAAUGCUUUACGAUUUCACAUGUCUGCUGAAGAAAUGGAGUGGUUUAAUCAUUAUAAAAAGUCCCUUGCUACUUAUAUGAGGUCACUGGGAGGAGAUGGAGGUUUGGACAUCACACAAGAUAUGAAACCUCCGAAAAGCCUAUAUAUAGAAAAAGCAGAGUGUAUCAAGGACUGCAAGGGGAGUGCUAAAACCAUGGGAGCUGAUUUGAAGGAUCUCUCAUUGGACAAAGAAGGAAUAAUCUGAGCCUCAAAAUGAUUAACUUCAGUGAAUUGCAUCACAUCAGUUAUGUGAGAAGCAUAAAUGCAUAAUGGUAUCAAAUAACAAUAACAACAGUUAAAAAAAAUAAAAUCUUUUUGGUUCCCCUUAGAGAAUAUGAGGGGUGCAAGUCAUUUUGAAAAGUGGUAAAUAGGGGCAUCUGGGUGGCUCAGUUGGUUAAGCAUCUGACUUUGGCUAAAGUCAUGAUCUCUCUGUUUGUGGGUUUGAGCCCCACAUCGGGCUCUAUGCUGACAACUCGGAGCCUGGAGCCUGCUUCAGAUUCUGUGUCUCCCUCUCUCUCUGCCCCUCGUUCUCUGUUUCUUUCUUUCAAAAAUAAGUAAAUAUUAAAAAAGGAAAAAAGAAAAGUGCUAAAUAAAAGAAUGGGAUCAACCAUCUCUAUCAGCCUUUACUGUACCCUGAGUUCUGUCUCAAGGUAGCCAAAUAGCCAAAUUGUUUACAAGGGAAAUUCUUUUCUUCCUUUUCUUUCUUUUUUUUUUCUUUUCCUUUUCUUUUCUUUUUCUUUCUUCCUUCCUUCCUUGCUUGCUUCUUUUUCUUUCUUUCCUUUCCUUCCUUUCCUUCCUUUCUUUCCUUUCUUUCCUUCUGUUUAUUUUUUAAGUAAUCUCUACACCCGGAGUGCCUGGGUGGCUCAGUUGGUUAAGUGUCCAACUUCAGCUCAGAUCAUGAUCUCAUGGUUUGUGAGUUCGAGCCCCGCGUUGGUCUCUGUGCUUACAGCUCAGAGCCUGGAGCCUGCUUCGGAUUCUGUGUUUCCCUCUCUCUCUGCCCCUCCCCUGCUCAUGCUGUCUCUCUCUCAAAAAUAAACAUUUAUAAAUUGAAAAAAUUAAAAAAAAAUAAUCUCUGCACCUAACAUGGAGCUCAAACUUACAACCCCAAGAUCAAGAGUUGCAUGCUCUACUGACUGAGUCAGCCAGGUGCCCUGGGGAAUUUCUUCUUCAUGGAAGAAUUCUGGCUAAUAAAUGCAGCAGAAAUAAAAGAACUACAUUAAUGCCAUUUUGUAGCCUUAAUGUGUGGAGGCAAAUAGCUUCUAAAACUGGUAGGUGAAAGUUGGUAGAGAUGAUAAUGAUGAAUAUGGAUGAAUACAGGUAAUACCUACACCUGCUGAUCAAUCCUAACAUCCAGAAAGGAACAACCAGAUGUUUUGUGCUUCAUGAGGUCUUAGAAGAAGAGCUUAAUAACAUCAUUUGCCAGAAAAUCAAACCUGAUCUGAUACAGCCUUUAGACCUAACUUCCAGUUUAGAGGAAAUUCAGGGAUAGAGGAACAUGUUAAGUGACCCCACAAAGAUCCACAACAAAAUCUAGCUUUUGGGAAACUACUAAACAAACUACCCAGUUACUUUAACAAAUAAAUUGCCAAGGGGAGGAAGGAAAAGGGGAAUAACUAUAGAUUAAAAGAUAUGGAGACCUGUUAGAAACAUGUAAUGUGUAGCUUUUGUUGGAUUCUGAUUUGAACAUGGCAGCUUUAAAAAAAUUCAUGAGACAAAUGGGGAAAUUUGGGUACUAACUGGAUAGUUCAUGAUAUGAAAAUUAUUAAUGAGCACCUAGGUGGAUCAGUUGGUUAACCAUCUGACUCUAUGAUCUUGGCUGAGGUCAUGAUCUCACUCUUUGUGGGGUGGAUCCUGCUUAGUAUUCUCUCUCUCCCUCUCUCUCUGCCCCUCCCCCACUUGCAUGCAUGCACAUGUGUGUCUGAGCUUUUCAUUCUCUCAAAAUAAAUAAACAUUUUAAAAAAAAAUUAUUAAUAAGAUGUGAUAACAGUAUUGAGAUUAUGCUUUUUAAAAAGAAUCUUAUACCUGAAACUAAUACAACACUGUAUGUUAACUAACUGGAAUUAAAAUAAAAAGUGAAAAAUUUUUCAGUGAAACCAAAAGCUAAUUCUUUGUGAACAAGAUAAAAUUAAUAAACCUCUAACAAAUUAUAAACACACAAAUAAAAAGAAUCUUAUUUUGUAGAAAUAGAUACUAAAAUAUUUAUAGAUGAAAUGGUAUCCAGGAUUUGCUUCAAAAUAAUCCAGAAGUAGGUGAGGGAAUAAGUUUGGCCACAUCUUGAUAAUUGUUGAUGCCAGUUGAUGGAGUUUCAUUGUAUUAGUAUUUUUAGUUUUGAAUAUGUUCAAGAUUUUCCAUAAUAAAAGUCUAAAGAAGCAAAAAGGUGGUAGUGGUGGUAGGGAUUUUUCUUAAAUAGUAUUUCUUGAACUAAGUAAAAUACCUUUGGGAGUCAUGGUAAGAUUCCAGAGGAAUCAGGGCAUGAAAUUAUCCUGGAAAAGUAGAAGACUGGAACUUGCUGCUGGGGUUGGCUUCAUUCAUAGCAAUGUGAGAACUCAGGAGCACAAACUCCAGUCCUGAGUGCUCAUGGGAGAGGAAAACUGGUCCUGGUGUCCUGUUGCAACACUGAGAAUUGGAGUCAGUUGGUGAUCUUGGCAGUUGCACACAUGGUUUUCAAAAGGCUGCUGUACCCUCCCACCUUCUGACCAAGAGUCUCUCCUGAUACUUAGGAUGUGAUUCUGCAUCUGUUCUUUCGUGGUGUACUUCUACCUAUUCCUGGGAAAGAAUCUGCAUAUUGAAGGAGAUUGGAAGAAUCUCUUUAAAACAUUUUGGAGACUUACCUAUGUCCUAUUCUCAGAUAUUGUUAUAUUUUUGGAAGAACCUAUAAGAGGCAAGUUGGAGUCCAUCUAAAACAUUUUCUUUUUUUUGUAGAUACGUACUUUGAUUUUUUAGGAUUUGCAGAGGGAACACAAUACAUGAUGUUGUCUUCCCUUUGCAGCUCCCUGGGUUUUCUUGGUGGCAGCACAGACACACAUACAUUUGGAGAUCUGCCAUUCUUCCUCCCCAUCCAAACAGGACAUUUGGCAUCUCUAGAGGACCACAGUAAGGAAUGCUAGGCCCAUGUACACAGAGAAGAAACAAACAGAAAAUGACUUUAUGGUUACUACAUAUUAAAAAUAAUUUCGAUAAAACAUCAGUUUUUC